CUGAGGUCCUUCAUGACUCCUCCAGUCUGGACUCUGGUGCUGCUGAUGGGGGCUGCCUGGGGCCGGGGCCAAACACCUGCCCCUGUUUGGAGAGAGAAGACUCCAGACCGGACUCUGGUCGUUCACAGCUCUAGGGACAACAACAUUCUCACCCAGUGUGAUUUUGAGGAUGAGUCUAAACCCCUCUGUGACUGGUCUCAAGCGUCCGCAGAUGAUGGGGACUGGAUUCGAGCCAACGGGUCCUCCCCCACUGGCACCACUGGGCCUCCAGGGGGGUACCCUGAUGGAGAGGGCAACUACCUGCACAUGGAAUCGAACUCUUUCCGGCGGGGUGGAGUGGCCCGCCUGCGCAGUCCCUACCUAUGGGUGCAAGGGCCCCUCUGUGUGCACUUUGCCUACCAUAUGUUCGGGCUGUCAUGGGGAGCUCAGCUCCGACUGCUAUUGGUCCCGGGUGCACACAGCAAGCACACUGGUGUCCUCUGGAAACAAAGGAACACACAGAGCCCCUCUUGGAUGCCCACUACUGUCACUGUGCCCGCAGGAUUCAGCUUGCCCAGCCGGCUGAUAUUUGAGGGAACCAGGGGCAGCACUGCCUAUCUGGACAUCUCUCUGGAUGCCCUCUCUAUCCGCCGAGGCUCCUGCAAUCGGGUCUGUAUCAUGCAAACAUGCAGCUUUGACACUCCAAAUGACCUCUGUGGCUGGAGCUGGGUCCCAACUGCCUCUGGGGCCAAAUGGAUCCAGAAAAAGGGACCAUCGGGGAAGCCAGGCAUGGGGCCCAGUGAUGACUUCUCUAACCCUGGCGAUGGCUACUACAUGCUCCUGAGCCCAAAGAAUGCAAGACCUAUGCAGAAAUCUGUCCUCCUGAGCCCUCUGAGCCAUUCCUCCGGCUGUCUGAGUCUUUCCUUCCACUACACCCUCUGGGGCCAGUCUCCUGGUGCAGCCCUAUACGUCUAUGCUUCGGUCUUGGGCAGCAUCCGGAAACACUCUCUCUUCUCGGGACAACCCAGACCCAAAUGGGAGGCUGUUUCUGUCAAUUACACGGAACAGGGACAGAUACAGUUCACUGUGGUGGGCGUGUUUGGAAAGAUCCCAGAACCAGCUGUGGCGGUGGAUGACAUUAGCAUCGCUCCUUGUGGGGAGAGCUUCCCUCGGUGUGACUUUGAAGAUGAGGCCCAUCCCUUCUGUGACUGGACCCAGACAUCAAGGGAUGGCGGACACUGGACCCAGGGACAUAAAAAUAUACCCUUUCAAAGCAUAGGCCCCUCAGAUUUCCUUGGAGGGGAUCACUAUAUCUACCUUGAAACUGACAAGUUCUCCAAGGCAGGGCAGUCUGUCAGACUGGUGAGCCGGCCCUUCUGUGCCCCGGGUGACAUCUGUGUGGAUUAUGCUUAUCAUAUGUAUGGCCUGGGAGAUGGCACUACACUGAAGCUCCUACUGGAGAGUCCUGCAGGUAGCACCCCAGUUUCUCUCUGGAGCCGUGUUGGGUCCCAGAGCCCUGACUGGCAGAACACCUCCAUCACCAUCCCUUCAGGACAUCCACAGCCCAUGCAGCUGAUUUUUAAGGCCAUCAGGGGUACCAACACUGCCUUUGUUGUCGCAUUGGGUUACAUCUUGAUCAAUCAUGGGUCUUGUCGAGCACAAGCACCAACAGUGCCUCCUGCCAAAUCUCCAGUUUCCCCUACUGAACCAUCUGAAACCACUGUCCCCACAGAAAAACCCACCAUCCCCAUCGAAGAGACUAUUGUCCCCACAGAAAAACCCACCACCCCCAUUGAAGAGACUAUUGUCUCCACAGAAAAACCCACCACCCCCAUUGAAGAGACUACCACGCACACUGAAGUGACCACUUUCCCCACAGAAAAACCCACCACACACACUGAAGUGACCACUGUCCUCAUUGAAAAACCCAUUAUGCACACUGAAGUCACCACUGUCCCCACAGAAAAACCCACCAUGCACACUGAAGUGACCACUGUCCUCACUGAAAAACCCACCACUCACACUGAAGUGACCACUGUCCUCACUGAAAAACCCACCAUGCACCCUGAAGUAACCUCUGUCCCCACAGAAAAACCCACCACGCACACUGAAGUGACCACUGUCCUCACUGAAAAACUCAUCAUGUACACUGAAGUAACCUCUAUCCCCACAGAAAAACCCGCCAUGCACACCGAAGUGACCACCGUCCUUACUGAAAAACCCACCAUGCACACUGAAGUAACCACUGUCCCCACAGAAAAACCCACUACACACACUGAAGUGACCACUGUCCUCACUGAAAAACCCACCAUGCACACUGAAGUGACCACUAUCCCCACAGAAAAACCCACCACACACACUGAUAUGACCACUGUCCUCACAGAAAAACCCACCAUCCUCACUGAUGUGACCACUGUCCCCACAGAAAAACCCACCAUCCCCACUGAACAGCCAACUGCCCCCACCAAAGAGCUCACUGUCUCCACCAGAAAGCCCACAACUACUGUGACACCCCUGGUGCCCACUGGUCACAAGUCAACACUCUUGGUGAUGCCUCUAAGUACUCAAAGUGCUUUCGUGACCAAUGUAACCCUGGGCAUCACCUCAACCCCCGGACCUGCUACAGAGAGCUGCCCCCCAAAUGCCCACUAUGAAUCCUGUGCUUGCCCUGCUUCCUGCAUGAACCCCAGGCCCAGCUGUGGGUUCCUCUGCCAGCGGGGCUGUGUCUGCAAUCCUGGCUUUUUAUUAAGUGACAACCACUGCAUCAAUGCCUCUUCUUGCCAUUGCUUCUACAACAACCAUCCCUAUCAGACUGGGGCAGAGUGGUUUAGCCCCAACUGCACAGAACGUUGCCGCUGCUGGCCUGGCAAUCAGAUAGAGUGCCAGAGCUCUCAGUGUGGGACACAUACAGUGUGCCAGCUGAAAAAUGGCCAAUAUGGAUGCCACCCUUAUGGCAUUGCCUCCUGCUUGGUCUAUGGAGACCCUCAUUAUGUCACCUUUGAUGGGAGGCACUUUGACUUCAUGGGCAGAUGCACCUACAUCUUGGCCCAACCCUGUGGCAACUCAACAGGUAGGAAGAGCCCUGGACAUGCCUGCCUUAGCCUGCUGGGGGUUGCUGUGAGCUAUAACACCACAACACUCUACCAAGGGCAACAAAGUGAGACUCUCAGAGAGGAGGAGAGGGACUGCAUAGGUGGCUUGGGGGGUGUGUGCAGAGGGUCCUCAGCAUGUUACCUUCUCUGCUGUGGUCCCCUGAUGGCACAGGCCCCUUUUCUACAUUAAUGCCAACUCCUCUUCUGGCCUGCCAGCACCUAUUUUGGCAAACUCUGUGGUUUCUGUGGAAACUAUGACGACAAUAUCAACAAUGACAACCUGAAGCCGGAUGGCCACCCAGCCAAAGAUGAGGAGGAGCUGGGGCAAAGCUGGCAGACAGUGGAGGACGAGGACAAGGAGUGUCAGAAGAACCGGGCAAAUCCUCCAUCCUGUGACUCAGCUUUGCAGGGCAUUAUGUCAGGACCAAAUUUCUGUGGACGACUGGUCGACCCUCGUGGCCCAUUUGAGGCAUGCCUGCCUCACCUGAAGGCCACUUCCUUCUUCGACAGCUGCAUGUUUGACAUGUGCAAUUUCCAGGGGCUACAGCAGAUGCUGUGUACCCACAUGUCAGUCAUGACCACGAGCUGCCAGGACGCUGGCUACAUUGUGAAGUCCUGGAGGCAACCCCAGUUCUGCCCUCUGUCCUGCCCACCCAACAGCAAGUACUCCCUGUGUGCCAAGCCGUGCCCUGAAACCUGCCACUCAGGAAACUCUGGCAUGUUCUGCUCAGGCCGGUGUGUGGAGGCCUGUGAGUGCAACCCAGGCUUUGUUCUCAGUGGCCUCGAGUGUGUCCCUCAAUCCCAGUGUGGGUGCCUCGACCCCAAAGGAAGGUACUACAAGGUUGGAGAGCAGUGGUACAAGCCAGGCUGCCGACAGUUCUGUAUCUGUGAACGCAACAACAAAAUUCGCUGCUACCUCUGGAGGUGUAAGGCCCAGGAGGCCUGUGGCUAUCAGGAUGGCACCUAUGGCUGCCAUGCCCAAGGGGGUGCCACCUGCAGUGCCUCAGGUGACCCACACUACCUGACGUUUGAUGGAGCCCUACACCACUUCAUGGGCACCUGCGCCUAUAUCCUGACACGGCCUUGCUGGCUCAGGUCCCAAGAGACCUACUUUGUUGUGAGUACCAGCAAUGAGAACCGCGGGGGGAUCCUGGAGUCCUCCUUCGUCAAAGCUGUCCAUGUGCAAGUUUUCAAUCUCCGAAUCUCACUGCUCAAAGGCUCCAAGGUCAUGGUGAAUGGCCAUAGGGUAGCCCUACCCAUUUGGCCUUUGCAAGGCCGAGUGACCCUGAGGGUCAGUGGCUCCUUCAUCCUUCUCUAUACAAACUUUGGGCUUCAGGUUCGCUAUGAUGGGCUCCACUUGGUGGAAGUAACAGUGCCCUCAUCCUAUGCAGGCCGGCUCUGUGGGCUGUGUGGGAAUUACAACAACAACAGCUUGGACGACAACCUCCGCCCAGAUAAAAAGCCCGCAGACAACUCCAUCCAGCUGGGGGCCUCCUGGAAGUUGGCCGAGUCCUCUGAACCUGGCUGCUUCCUCAUGGGGGGAAGUCCCUACAGCUGCCAAGAGGACAGAAUGGCAAACACCUGGAAUAAGAACUGUGAGAUCUUAAUGAACCCUCAGGGACCCUUCUCACAGUGCCACCAGGCCGUACCCCCACAGACCAGCUUUACCAGCUGCAUGCAUGGCCAGUGUGGGACCAAGGGUGACACCACAGCCUUGUGCCACUCCCUGCAGGCCUAUGCAUCCUUGUGCGCCCGGGCUGGCCAGGCCCUUGCCUGGCGGAACAGCACCUUCUGCCCUCUGAAGUGCCCACCUGGCAGCAACUACAGCCCCUGUACCAGACCCUGCCCAGCCACCUGCCUUAGCCUGAGCACUCCAAGGGACUGCCCAGCCUCGCUGCCCUGUGUCGAGGGCUGUGAAUGUCAGAAGGACCACAUCCUGAGUGGAACCUCCUGUGUGCCCCUCAGCCAGUGUGGCUGCAUGGACUCAAGAGGCUUCUACCACCUGGUUGGGGAGAGCUGGUACCCAGAGAGUACCUGCUCCAAGCUCUGUACCUGCUCCAUCCACAACAAUAUCACUUGCCUCCAAACUGCCUGCAAACCCAACGAGAUGUGCUGGUCCCUGGAUGGGCUGCUCCGCUGCCGGGUCUCAGGUAUAGGGGUGUGCCGGGCCUCAGGGGAAGCGCAGUAUCUGAGCUUUGAUGGCAAUGAACACUCUAUCCAGAGCACUUGCGCACACGUCGUGUUCAAAGUGUGCCACCCCAAUAUGGACCUGCCUUACUUCAAGAUCAGUGUCAAGAACAAGAAGCUGGAAGAUGAAGCUGAGGGUUUCCAGCUUCACCAGGUUUACAUUGACAUCAACAAUUCCCAGGUCAUCCUGCAAACAGGCCACAAUGUGCUGAUCAAUGGCAAACAGGUCACUCUUCCUUCGAUCUCCGAGAUCCCGGGGGUCAGCAUCAUUGCCAGUGGCAUCAACACCAUUGUCAAUAUAACGAUUGGAGCACAAGUCGUGUUUGCUGGCCAGGAUUUCUUAGAGAUCAGAAUGCCUACAGCCUUUCAGGGAAAGGUCUGUGGCGUGUGCGGGAACUUUAAUGGCGAGGAAGAGGAUGAGCUGAUGAUGCCCAGUGAGGAGCUAGCCUGGAAUGACUCAGAAUUUGUGAAAAGCUGGAAAGAUAAGGCUAUUGACCCAGAUUGCCAAGAAGAUGACCAGCAAGAGAACCUGAAUGAAAACUGCAGAGAGGCUGACCUCCACAGGGCCCAGGAAAAAUGUGAGGCAGCCCUCAAGACUCCAGCCUGGGCCCAGUGUGCCUCCCGAGUGGUCCUCAAGCCCUUCUUGGCGGGCUGUACCAACAACCUCUGUGAGUUUGGAGGCCUGAACCAUGCCCUCUGUGAGGCUCUGCAAGCCUUUGGGACUGCCUGCCAGAGCCAAGGGCUCAAGCCCCCACUCUGGAGAAAUAGCAGCUUCUGCCCUCUGGAAUGCCCUGAUUACAGCAGCUACACCACCUGCCUUCCGCCUUGCUCACCUUCCUGCUGGGACCCGGAUGGCCAGUGUGAGGGUGCCAGAGUCCCCUCCGCCUGUGCAGAGGGCUGCAUUUGUCAGCCCGGUUAUGUGCUAAAUGCAGACAAGUGUGUGCCCAGAAGUCAGUGUGGCUGCAAGGAUGCCCAGGGAGGCAUCAUCCCUCCAGGUAAGACCUGGAUCACCAGUGGCUGCUCUGAGAGCUGUCUCUGCACAGGAGGAACCAUUCAGUGCCGGGCCUUCCGAUGCCCCUCUGGGUCCCACUGCCAGCUCGGCUCCAACCAUGGCAAUAGCAACUGUGCACCUGACAAGUCAGAACAAUGUUCAGUGUUUGGGGACCCCCUUUACCGCACGUUUGACCGCUUCAACUACCGCUUCACGGGCCACAUGACCUACAUUUUGGUCAAGACAGUGGACAUACUCCCUGACGGGGUAGAGCACCUGCUUGUGGAGGGGCGCAAUAAGAUGUAUCCACCCUGGAGCCCUGUCUUCUUGCACGAAGUGAUUACAACUGUCUAUGGCUACAAAGUCCAUCUCCAAGCCAGUCUACAGCUUGUGGUGAACAACCAAAAGAUGGCAGUCCCCUACAGUCCCAAUGAGCACCUGCGGGUCACCCUGCGGGGCCAACGGCUGUAUCUAGUCACCGACUUUGAAAUGGUCGUCAGCUUUGAUGGAAGGAACAGCGCAGUGAUCACCCUGCCCAGCAUGUACCAGGGGCUCGUGCAAGGCCUAUGCGGGAACUAUGACAAGAACCACAAGAAUGAGCUGAUGAUGCCCAAUGGCAUCGUCACCAAGGACUACGACACCUUUGGUAAUAGCUGGGAGGUGAAGACGGAUGACUCUGCUCCAUUGCUCUUCCGUUUCCCAAGGGCCUUGCCGGAGGAGGAAGGAAGACGAGGAAGAGGAAGAGGAGCAGUGGGCUUCCAUGCAGCACCAUGCAGCCCAGAGCAACUGGGGCUCAUCAAUAGCACCCAGGCCUGUAGGGUGCUGGUGGACCCCCUGAGCCCCUUUGCUGCCUGUCACCAGACUGUGGCCCCAGAGCCCUUCCAGGAGCACUGUGUGCUUGAUCUGUGCUCCACCAAGGACCUCAGGGAACAAGAGGAGCGGCGCUGCCAGGUCCUCAGUGCUUAUGCUGUCCUCUGCCAGGAAGCAGGCGAGACCCUGGCCGGCUGGCGGGACCACACCCGCUGUGCCUUGGGGUGUCCAGCCAAUACUGUGUAUCAGAGCUGCAUGACACCCUGCCCUGCAUCCUGUGCUGACCUGGCGGCCCCUGGGGACUGCGAGGGCCCCUGUGUGGAGGGUUGCGCCAGCAUCCCAGGCUACAUCUAUAGCAGCACUCAGAGCCUCCCACUGACUGACUGUGGUUGCACCAGCAAUGGCAGCUACUACCAGCUGGGUGACAGUUUUGUGACUGAGGACUGUUCUCAGCGCUGCACCUGUGCCCAUACCAGGACACUGCAGUGUGAGCCUUUCAGCUGCAGCACGGGGGAGAUCUGCACCCUGGGGAACCUGACCCGGGGCUGCUUCCGAGAAAGCCCUUGUCUACAGAACCCCUGUCAGAAUGAUGGACAGUGUCAAGAGCAGGAAGCGGGCUUCACCUGCCAAUGUGAAGUUGGUUAUGGAGGAGACCUCUGCACAGAGCCUCAGGAUUUCCCACCCCCUGAAAAGUCAGACUCAUCCAACUCUGUGGCUGUCCUAUUGGGAAUCCUGGUGCCUUCGGUGGUCGUCAUAGUGUUGGCAGUGACCAGAGAGUGCGUUAACAGAGUGAGGAAGAGGAGGAGGGAGAAGUUAUGGAGCCACGACAGAGGUGGGCUGGCUGGAUUGGACACAGGUAUCAUGCCAGAGUGUGCCUUCAAAGUCACUCAGUUUUGAGUUAUCUUCAAAUAGGAGAC
Molecule: messenger RNA, 7976 nt
Organism: Otolemur garnettii (small-eared galago)
Lineage: Eukaryota; Metazoa; Chordata; Mammalia; Primates; Galagidae
Gene: ZAN
Product: zonadhesin
Exons: 48
Cellular component (GO): membrane
Molecular function (GO): protein binding
Source: RefSeq, a predicted model, not a curated record